ACCGGUCGGCAGAAAGCUUCCCAUUGUAGACUUUCUCAUAUUGGUAUACUACUGCAAAAGGUCUCAGAUGCUGAUCGCUAGCUUGGGUCUCACAAACUGUCGCUACAAAUACAGUCUUGCUUUACGGCCUGUUAAAGCAUCCAGCCGAUAAGAUGGAAGACCGAUAUUCUUCUUCUAGUAGUAACCGCGACGAUAGUCACUCCGAAGACGACAACCAGGAUAAGCCAUUCUCUAAGCUUUGUGCGCCAUGCAUCGAGCUUUUCUCGGGAUGGCUCCAUCCUGGUGGGGAAGAAGAGCCGACAAACAGGGUAGGUUCGAAGCAUUUGAAAAUACAUUCGUCAAUAAACGCACUCCGAGAAUGCAGCUCGAGGACAUGCAGACUCUGCCGUAGUCUCCUUUUCCGGAUACCAUUAGGGAGUCUCACGUCGGAUGAUAGAUAUCGAGAUGUGCCCUACGAAGCUACAUUAAGCUAUAGCCUUGGUUCCAAUUCCUUCGGACCAGUCAUAGAGAUUAGUCUACGGAGUUCUGAUUCGCGUUCCCGGUCCAGCAUAACUCUGAAUAGUCUUGUUGUUCACGAUGGCAUUGAGCUUGACAAGAAGGUAUUGCUACAAGCGCCAAGGCUUCGACUCGAGCCAGCUUUUUCUCCUUCCACGCGACGCAGGGUUCAACAAUGGCUAGACCACUGCUGCAAUCAACACAGUAUCUGUAAACUGGAGCAUGAUGAUUCAUGGCUACCCUCACGACUUAUCGAGAUUGGCGAUGGGGGGCAAUCCGCUCGUCUGGUGGAGACUUCUGAAUUGGAUCGGCCUCUACGCUACACAACCCUGAGCCACUGCUGGGGCUCACGGCGCACCACGACACUUUUAGAACACAAUCUAGAUGAGUUCAAAGAAGGCAUCAAGAGUAUCCCGAAAACAUAUCUUGAUGCAAUGUUUGUCACACACGAUAUGGGCGUGCGAUACAUCUGGAUCGACUCUCUAUGCAUCAUGCAAGACUCUAGUCGCGAUUGGCAUCGCGAAUGCAAGGAGAUGUCCAAAAUCUACAAGUACGGCUAUUGCAAUAUUGUUGCAAUGAUGGCACAUAACAGCCAUGGUGGCUGUAACCUGACGAGUCAGUUCAUCUCUACGCCUGACCUUGUUCUCCGUAGUCAAUGGCACAACGCAGAGAACAAAGUUUGGGGGAUUGACCAGCAGACAGAACUCCAGAAACAGAAUCCUAAUGCCACUAUAAAGGAAAGUCCAGCACAUCGUCGAGCGUGGAUUUUCCAAGAGAGACAUAUGUCACCACGAAACAUCCACUUGGGGAUGCGUGCGAUUUUUUGCGAAUGCAGGGAAUUCAUUGAGGUUAUCGAUUUCCCAAACAUUCUGUACUCGGAGAAGAAAGACCUACGUUGGAGUCUGUUCCAUGAUCCCACCAGUGGAACAAUUCCAUCUUCUGAACAUUUGCUCCGAACGUGGGAUGAUUUGGUCUCGACGUAUACGCGCCUGGCGCUUACCUUUCCGGCCGACAGGCUCGCUGCGAUAUCUGCCCUGGCUAGGCAGAUCCAACCAUCUCUGCGGCGAGCAACCCUUCGAGACUGUGACUACCUAGCAGGAAUUUGGAGUCACGAUCUCGUGCCUCAACUACUGUGGAAAGCUGGAAAUCCAUCCACAACGAAAAGAAUACCCGACGGUGGGCCCUCAUGGUCAUGGAUCAGCCUUGACGGCCCCGUAGAUCCUCGAUGGGGCGAAGGAGAGGUCAAAUUAACUCCAGUUGAGAUUAAGUCCUGGAGCUUUGCAGGACAAGAUCCAUUCAUUCGUGUCACUGGUGGCGAGUUCAAGAUGAAAGGUUUUGUCUUCACGACUGCGCCCGGCUUGAAGUUCGUAGAAACAACCGAGGGGUCGCGCUUCCUCUUUCAAACGGACAGGCACACAACUGAUAAGGUGGGGUUACUCGCACCUCUCCUGAUUUCAGAACAGUCCACGCUUUCACUGACGGUGGAGGGUCUGAUUUUGGAGCGUAAAUGUGCACCAGGACUGCAGUUCGAAAGAGUGGGAAUUUUCACGCUAUCACACUACAGCCACAUCCUAAGAAGUGGAUUCGAGAUUGGAAGUCAAGAUCAUAUAUUUUGGGGCUUGAAAGCUGAAGGGUCGUUCAAGGCUGUUUCCACAUUGGAUGGGUUUUCGGAAGACGAAGCAUUGCGUGCUACAGACGGAACACUGGAUUAUCUCCUCGUUUGAUCUUACUGAGCCUUCUGUGGUUAUUUGAUAUAUGUAAUCCAUUCUUUACAUCUUCACUCCCACGUUCGUCGUUCUGGCAAAAUCUUUCUACGUCUGCGAGCUUCAUUCACGGAAGGGCAUUUUGUGAGUGGUGACUUCGUGAUAUUGUCAAAUCUUGGUAGCCGAUCCACUACAGGAUAGUUGCAGACGUCACAACUCCAACUCUCCAUCAUUAACAUCCCUUUUCUUCGUACAGACCAACCCUCCGUAAUCUUGCCAGGUCAGCUCAAUUCCAAGUGCGGCUUUGUACGCCAAUUCCUUGUUGGAAAUUUUUCUUUUUUUCGACGUCGGCAAAGGCUUAGACUUCGAAUCCGGGGUUGAGGUUGGGUUGCUUAGAUCAGACGGUGGACGGGUGUUAGGUUUUGGUAAUGU
Messenger RNA from Aaosphaeria arxii CBS 175.79, 2630 nucleotides. RefSeq names its product HET-domain-containing protein. Bases 153 to 2219 code for a protein of 688 amino acids. The record is from RefSeq and is a predicted model, not a curated record. The transcript has 2 exons. Lineage: Eukaryota; Fungi; Ascomycota; Dothideomycetes; Pleosporales.